Messenger RNA from Scomber scombrus (Atlantic mackerel), 1299 nucleotides. RefSeq names its product alpha-2 adrenergic receptor. The record is from RefSeq and is a predicted model, not a curated record. Gene Ontology annotation, biological process: regulation of vasoconstriction; regulation of smooth muscle contraction; adenylate cyclase-activating adrenergic receptor signaling pathway. The transcript has a single exon. NCBI's taxonomy places the organism in Eukaryota, Metazoa, Chordata, Actinopteri, Scombriformes, Scombridae. Gene Ontology annotation, cellular component: membrane. Bases 1 to 1299 code for a protein of 432 amino acids. Gene Ontology annotation, molecular function: alpha2-adrenergic receptor activity.
AUGGAUUCGUUUAACGCCAGUGGAAUGGACGCGUUCACGGUGAUCCAUCUCAAUUCCUCCUGGAGCCUGGAUAGUGGAUAUUCUUUAGCAGCAAUAGCCAGCAUUGCUGCUCUUGUAAGUUUUCUCAUUCUCUUUACGGUUGUUGGAAAUAUUCUGGUGGUUAUAGCCGUGUUAACGAGCAGGGCGCUGAAAGCCCCCCAAAACCUUUUUCUGGUGUCCCUGGCCACCGCGGACAUCCUUGUCGCCACUUUAGUGAUGCCAUUUUCUCUGGCGAAUGAACUCAUGGGCUACUGGUAUUUUGGAAAAGUUUGGUGCGGUAUUUAUCUGGCUUUGGAUGUUUUGUUCUGCACUUCGUCUAUUGUGCAUCUGUGCGCAAUAAGCUUGGACCGGUACUGGUCCGUUACGCAAGCUGUAGAGUACAAUCUGAAACGGACUCCCAAACGUGUCAAGUGCAUCAUCGUAAUUGUGUGGCUUAUAUCUGCUUUCAUCUCAUCUCCGCCGCUCAUAUCUAUCGACAGCAACAGUGAUAUCAGCUCUCAGCCUCAGUGCGAGCUGAAUGAUGACACUUGGUACAUCCUCUCCUCCAGCAUCGCCUCCUUCUUCGCCCCGUGCUUAAUCAUGAUCCUGGUGUACAUCAGAAUAUACCAGGUGGCCAAAACCAGAACCAGAAGCAUGUCGGGAAAGAAUCCGAGGCCAGAUGGUGUUACACAAACUGAGAAUGGACUGAGCAAAGUCACCUCUCAUUUCCAUGGCGAGAAGGAGAAUGGUCACUGUCAGUGCCCUCCUACGCCCAGCCAUCACACCGUCACCAUUGGGCAGACUGAGGACCCUGAUAUAGAGGAGAGCUCCUCUUCAGAGGGCAAAGGUCACAAACAGCAGUGCCAAGACACCCAUAGAGCAAAGAGGGCCAGCCAAAAGAAAAGCGCCCACUCCAAACAGUCCACUCGCAUCUCCAGAGUCAGUAACAAAUCCAUGGAUCUCUUCACCUCCAGGAAGAAACGUCGCCGGAGCUCGAUGGCCAGGAAAAAGGUCUCACAGGCCAGGGAGAAGAGGUUUACAUUCGUCCUGGCUGUGGUCAUGGGGGUGUUUGUUGUGUGCUGGUUUCCAUUUUUCUUUAGCUACAGCCUACACGGUGUGUGCAGGGACUCCUGUAAGAUCCCCGACCCCCUCUUUAAAUUCUUCUUCUGGAUUGGCUACUGUAACAGCUCCCUCAACCCUGCCAUUUACACUAUCUUCAACCGGGACUUCAGGCGAGCCUUCCAGAAGAUCCUCUGCAAGUCGUGGAAAAAAUCCUUUUAG